Messenger RNA from Spodoptera exigua (beet armyworm), 1703 nucleotides. NCBI's taxonomy places the organism in Eukaryota, Metazoa, Arthropoda, Insecta, Lepidoptera, Noctuidae. The record is from the annotation of a GenBank genome assembly.
GGUGGGCGGCGCGCGCAUCGUGGAUUUAUGCCGAGAGACGUGCGCGAGAGUCGGUGUACACAGUGCGCGGGAGCCGCCGGGUAGUCCGGGAGCGCGCAUCCCCCCGGCAGGGCAUUGUUUCGCGCACUCGCCCACUUUCAUUGUUAUGACUGCGACUUCAUUAUUUAUGCCCAAUAAUCCGCUCAGCUGACUAUGAAAUCACGUUUAAAGAGUUACCGCCUCCAUACUGUGAACGAGUGCUCGCUUUUGACGUUAAUGAAAAUCAAGGAUUGAACAAUACGAGUAACGCACCUCCAGCAUGCGAAGUCUUGGACUUGCUAGCGAACUGCAAAAUAUCGUCAGUAGAUGACGAUCAAGAUACCAGUGUUGAGUACGCCGAAAUUAAAGACAUGGGUCUUUGGCACUCCACACCAUUAGCACAUCGCCAUAAAUCCAAGAUAUCGCUAACUUGGGUGCUGAAAGAAAAUUUGGAGAAUGCGAAGCUUACCGGUGAGAAGUUUCAAUGUGAAGAUAGAAUAAAAAACACAAUAAUAAAAAGUGAAGUAGAUAAGAAUCACAAUCAGAAGUCAAAUGAAAUCGAACGUUACAGAAAGUGCAAGCCUAGAGAUGUGAAAGAUAGGGUCGUGGGACGUAAUGAGUAUUACCAUAAUCUUAGGUUCAGAAACGCGUGUGAAGAGUUUGCUAACGUGCAGGACACGUACUCCGAUACCAGUGUAGGUACAGAGGAGUACGUCAGGAAGAAACACCGCCACCGGCACAGGAGAAAGAAGAAAAACCCAAAUGGAAAAUUUGGUUACGACAUACGAGAUUUGGACAGCUUCCUUAGUGAGGCCACAAUAGACCGUCCAGGCAACAUUCCGGUCGUGAUCGCAUACCCUAGCACCUUGUAUCAGACACAGAAAGAUGUCCAGCAAGAACUGUCUUUACCGCUGGGCACAGUCGUGAACGCGGUGUUUAAGAACGAGCAGUGGCUAUAUGCGCAGACGCCGCACGGUGACGAAGGCUACGUGCUGUAUAGUGCGUGUUUACCGCUGGGAAUACUGCCUAAUAGAACAUCACCACAAAAGAAGACGCCGUGUUGGGAGAGCAGUACUGACAUCUACCCGCGGCCAUGUGGAAACCUGACAGACAACGAGAAGGAACAAUUGCGCGGGCGCACGCGAUCCGAGUGCCGCUACCCCUCCAGAACUACGCGGCAGAAAUCCAAGAACUCGUGCGCAGAAAAAGACUUUGAUUCUUUGUAUUUAAAAACUAAAUCCGUUUGUUCAAAUAUUGAUAAGAUACAUGAGAAGGAGAAUAGGGAUUUUAGGCAAGUGAAAAGACAGACGCUAUUGGUAGUGAAUAGUGACUAUGCGGGGAGUGUGUUGAACAAAACUUUGACAGUGCAAAAGGGAGAUGUAGUGGUUCUUGUGCAAGGCGGCGGGGUGGAAACUGACGUAGACGCUGAGUGGUUCUACGUCAAGAAGAAAGACGGUAGCCAAGGGUUCAUACCUGCUGCAGUCGCAGGACACGGCUAUAUCUAACGAUAUUUUCAAAAAGGAAACCUCUAGUUCCUAUUCAUGAAUUACAAAUAAACAAAGAAAUAGCAUUUCUAACUAUGAGUAUAGAGUUCAAUUUGAAGCUAUUUGUAUUAAGUAGUGUUGCAAUACUAAGGACAUUUUGUGUUGCUAAUUUAAAAAAAUAUAUGAAAAUAAUUGUUUUGA